Messenger RNA from Stylophora pistillata, 489 nucleotides. RefSeq lists its product as uncharacterized. Lineage: Eukaryota; Metazoa; Cnidaria; Anthozoa; Scleractinia; Pocilloporidae. The record is from RefSeq and is a predicted model, not a curated record.
UUCCAUAACAUAGGCACGAAAACUAUUCCCUCAAACUCAACACGAGGUUUAGGUUUGCGCCCAUUUUGUUGACUGAUGGAGGCUUUGAAAAUUGUCCCCUUCAUCCUUGUUCAAGAAUUAGUGUUUUUUGUUGUCUUUGCUUCUGACAAACACUCCAUUUCCUCUAAUUCUGCUUUCUUCAAGACGCGAGAUAACACUCGGCUGAAAGGCCAUGUUGUGAAAAAGCUUCCAUCGUCAAGUUUAAUGUCAUGUAGCCAUUGGUGCCUCAGAGACUCUUGGUGCACAUCAGUAAACUUCAUAAAGCCAUCCGAGGAGAACAAGAAAGGAGUUUGUGAACUGAACAAACAUGGAGACAUAGAUGAAAGUUCAAAUCAUGAUGUUGAUUAUCAGAGAGGGGUGACGUUCUCUAUGCUCGUGAAGGAACAUCACCUUCCUUGUGCUGGAGGCCCCACUGGACCUCGAUGUCAAUACGGUAACUCACAUUUUUAG